Molecule: messenger RNA, 774 nt
Organism: Coprinopsis cinerea okayama7#130
Lineage: Eukaryota; Fungi; Basidiomycota; Agaricomycetes; Agaricales; Psathyrellaceae
Exons: 3
Coding region: 1-774 (257 amino acids)
Biological process (GO): regulation of transcription by RNA polymerase II
Cellular component (GO): nucleus
Molecular function (GO): RNA polymerase II cis-regulatory region sequence-specific DNA binding; DNA-binding transcription factor activity, RNA polymerase II-specific
Source: RefSeq, a predicted model, not a curated record
AUGCAAGGAGUAGACAGCUGCUAUCAUAUCCCUCAAGGAUAUUGGGACGAUCGACAAGCACCAGCAUAUCACAUUGCUUCUCCUCCUGGAUGUGACAGUCCGGUUUCGACAUAUUCGGAUUCGUCGUUGUCUUCAAAUCCGUCACCCCCGACGUUUUCGCGUCCUUUGUCUCGGGCAUCACAGCCCAAGAAGGCCAAGUCCCACAUUUCGCGACCUCCGAAUGCCUUUCUUCUCUUCCGGUCGGACUUUUGGGCGCGCGAGAAACUAAAGGCCAAUCCAGUCGAGCGCGACCAUCGCGACAUAAGCCGCAUCGCCGCUCACUGCUGGAGAAACCUUGACCUCGCCACCAAACAAGUCUACCAACGGCGUGCCCUGCAUCUUCGGGAAUUGCAUCAGCAACAGUACCCAGAUUACAAGUACACACCGGCUCGAAAGGCUCGCAUGAUGAAGAAGUCGAAGGACUUGUCGGAAGAGGACGAGCGUUGUGCGCGCCUUGCCGCGAUCGUCAUGCCCGACGUUGUUGCAUCGACGCGAUCGAACAUGAACCUGUCCCAUACUUCGACACCUCAUCUCCAUGUCCACCAAGUGGAUUCAGCCGCCGUACAACAUCAGUCCAUGUCCGCUUCGCCCAAUGCGCUCGGACUACACUUUCAGAGCCGAGACGCUCACUCUCUGUCUCCCUCUGAUACCCAAACCCAUGUGGACGCCUUGAUCUACCAGAUCUAUGGCUGCAGCGAGAGCGAACUCCAGGAAAUUUACGAUAUCUUCCGGUAG